AUGAAAAGAUUAAUUGAAAAUAAUGUAAUAAAAAUAAAUUAUAAUAGUUUUUUAAACAAAUAUAAAAAAAAUACGGGAUGUGAAAAGGACGUUAGUGAGAUAGAAUUGUAUGAACAUUUUAUGAUAAACCCAUUCACAUAUUCCAAACCAAGGGGUUGCUUACCAUCAAAUUUCAAUCAUCUUAAAGGACAUCAUCAAUUGGACGGCAUAAACAUAUUUGAAGUUGUUGAUUAUGUUAAUAUAAGUGAGCGGUUAUACCUGUUUGAAGAUGAAAAUGAAGAUGUAACGAGGGAAGAUCACGAUAGAGAUGAAAAUGAUCAAAUGGAGAACUGCCUGAGCAGCUCAGAAAAAGAACAAGGGGAUUCAACAGAAGAUGGUUACUAUCAUGGGUUUAAGAACGCUAGAAAUAAGAAAGAGGAAAAGAAAUAUAAAAAAAAUAACAAAAUUCAGACAACAAGUAAAAAGAAUAAGAAUUCCACACAAACCAAAAAAAGCACAAAAUAUAAAAGAAUUUAUCGUUUUUUACUAUUUGAUGGAAAUGUGUUUGUGUAUGCAUAUGAACAAGAACAUAACAAAAAUUUUAAUUAUCUAGAAAAGAGUACAUAUAAAUAUUCUAAAAUUAUUUUAUACAACAAACCUAUUAUUCAACGUGGUGCAUUAUUGUUAAGGAACAACCAAGUGUCUAUUUUAUUUAAAGGGCUCCGAGUAUCUGAUACAGGUUCCCUCCUUUUGGAGGAUUAUCAAGAAGAUGAAUUGAACAUUACUGGAAUGAAUCCUUUGCUUGAUGAGAUUAAUCGAAACUGCAAAGUCGAUAUAGGAAAAAAAAAAGAAAGUGCUAAUUUUAUCAAUUUAUCGAAUGAUGUAAAAAAAUACAGUUAUCAAUGUGACCAAACUGGUUUUCCCCCAAAAAUUGAAUCUAAAAGAGAUGAAGAUAAUGUGCAUAGAAAAUUUUACUAUAUAGAAGAUUCAUCUAAUAAUAAUUUUGAUUUUAACAAGACAGAUGUCAAAAAUGUCAGUAAGACCAACUUGGAUUAUACAUGUAAGUCGAACAUAUGUAACACAAUUAAUGAACACAACAAUAAUACUCUCAAUAAGAAAUAUGCUGAUAGAAUAUGUGACAAUGUGAGAGAAGAAUGUAAAAAGGAGGGGGGAUAUGUAUCAGAAAUGCAUAGAAAUGAUCCCAGUAAAGAAACUAAGAAUAUACAUUAUGGUGGUGACUAUAGCUCAAAUAAGGAUGUUAAUUAUAAUGUGGAAUACACUUAUGGGAUUAAUAACAGAUAUAACGGUUAUUAUAAUUGCAGAGACAAAGAGAACUAUUGUAACAAUUCGCCAAAGUUGCAUAGUAAUAAUUUCAACAAAUUUGAUGAUAAGUAUAAAGUGACAGAUCCAAAGGAAUUCACUACUGACAGUUACAAUGGGGAUUAUUUUGAAAAAGAGAAAAUACAUUUUUGUAAAAAAAAUAGUGGCAAUUAUUAUCCAACACAAGGUUACGAUUCUUAUAAGGAAAAAUAUGAAGAGAAUUACUCAAAACCAUUUCAAUAUAAUGAUAAAAAGUUGCCUCCUCACACGUCAGAAGAAACAAAAUACAUGCGUUCAUGUAAUGAAUUGAAAAAUGUUACUUAUCAAAGAUUACAGGAUAACAUAGGAGAAGAAAAAUCGUGUUAUGAUAUGAAGAAUUCUUUUAAUCCCAACAAGGUAGGUGCCAAUUAUUUUAAAGAAAAUGGUACAUUUGAUGACCAUGUUACUGAUAAUUAUCACUAUGAUACAAAUAAAGAAAAACAGAAAAAAAGUAUAACCCCGUUAGCAAAUGAGGGAAACGAAAUUUGGGUGAUGGGUAACCCAUAUGGAAAUGCAUACGUCCAAAGUUGUGAAAAUGUGAAUAAUGAUACAUUUCAUAACACCUACACUAAUAACUAUCAUGCUAAUCACAUGAAUGAAGGAUUUCAAAAUGUAAACAACAUGAAUUUUUCAGCUAAAAAAAAUUCAAUGGACAGUCACUUAGGUGGAACGCAUAAAUGCGAGGAAGUCAUUAAAACCGAUCAACGUUGUCAUGCCAAAAAUGAAAAAAAUUAUAAUGAAUUAAUUGAUUUAACAGAAGGAUUUUUUCAAUCCGAUUUUUUUCAUAAAUCGCAAGACGUGGAAAGUGCAAAUAAGGGUAGUGACGUUAUUGUAUUGGAUGACUGA
Molecule: messenger RNA, 2184 nt
Organism: Plasmodium gonderi
Lineage: Eukaryota; Apicomplexa; Aconoidasida; Haemosporida; Plasmodiidae
Exons: 1
Coding region: 1-2184 (727 amino acids)
Source: RefSeq, a predicted model, not a curated record